AUGAUUAUAUCUCCUAAGCUCUUAACUCCUGAACAAUUUCCGUCUGUUGUUGGACUAUUGGCUGAGAGUUACAAUCCUCAUGUUCGUUAUGGUGCGGCACUGGCAUUGGGAAUUGCAUGUGCUGGAACAGGAAAUAAAGAAGCUAUUGCCGUUCUGGAGCCAAUGUUAAAUGAUGCUGUCAAUUAUGUGAGACAAGGUGUUUUAAUUGCAUCUGCAUUGAUAUGUAUACAACAUACUGAAGCAACAUGUCCAAAGGUGAAAAUGUUCCGUGAACAUUACAUGAAAGUAAUUAGCGAUAAACACGAUGAUGUUAUGGCUAAAUUCGGAGCAAUAUUAGCACAUGGAAUACUUGAUGCAGGUGGUCGUAAUGUAACAGUAUCAUUAUUAACUCGUAGUGGUCAAACAGAUACAAUGUCGGUUGUUGGUUUACUUGUAUUUACACAAUUCUGGUAUUGGUUUCCAUUAUCAUUAUUUUUAUCAUUAGCAUUUUCACCAACAUGUCUUGUUACACUUAAUCAAGAUUUAAAAAUGCCAAAUGUUGAUAUAAUUUCAAAUGCUCCUCCAUCUGUGUUUGCCUAUCCACCACCGUUAGUCGAUAAAAAAGAAGAAAAAAAAGAAAAAGUUGAAACAGCCGUCUUAUCAAUUACCGCUAAACAAAAAAAGCGUGAACAAGAGAAAAAAGGAGAUAAAACUGAUGAACCAAUGGAAACAGAUAAACCAGCUGUAGCCGCAACACCAGCAACAACAACAACAGCAGAAGAAGAUAAAGAGAAGGAAAAGGAAAAGGAGAAAACUGGUGAAAAGAAAGAAGAACCAAAGAAAGAAAAAGAACCUGAUUCAGAAACAUUACAUAAUCCAACACGUGUUAUGAAAGCACAGCAACGCGUCAUUAGUAUGCCAAAGAAUGCACGAUAUCAACCGUUGAAAGAUAUUACUCAUGGUGGCAUUAUUCUUGUUAAAGAUACACAGGCAUCUGAACCUGAAGUAUUCGUUGAAUUAGCCAAAGCUGGUGGUCCAACGAAAGAAGAAGAUCUUCCUGAACCAGAACCACCUGAGCCAUUCGAAUAUCGUGACGAAUAG
This is a messenger RNA of Didymodactylos carnosus, 1080 nucleotides long. The record is from the annotation of a GenBank genome assembly. Lineage: Eukaryota; Metazoa; Rotifera; Eurotatoria; Philodinida; Philodinidae.